Molecule: messenger RNA, 1616 nt
Organism: Schizosaccharomyces cryophilus OY26
Lineage: Eukaryota; Fungi; Ascomycota; Schizosaccharomycetes; Schizosaccharomycetales; Schizosaccharomycetaceae
Product: Shk1 kinase binding protein 15
Exons: 4
Coding region: 425-1441 (338 amino acids)
Molecular function (GO): protein binding
Source: RefSeq, a predicted model, not a curated record
AAAAAUGCCAAAACUUUACGAAAAAAAAAAAAGGAGGAUCUUCUAUGAAUGGAAACAAAUUACGUUGACUUUUCAUAGAAGAGAAGUAGAGGCUUUGACAGAAUUUCCAUCACAACUUGAAAAAUUUUCAUUUUCUUCCUGACCGUACUAAUGUUCAAAUUGAGCGUUUAAAACGAGAUGUUUCUUUCUUUACGAGGAAGAAAAUGACAAUAAACCACAUGUAUUAGUGUUGUCGAAAAGUCGAUUUCGCUAACUAGUUACAGGCCCCUUAGGAAAGGUCCUAUUUAUUUCCACCAUACACCUUAUAAAAAAGUAAAACCUCAUAUUUUGCUCGGUUGCAAGAAUUUUAGAAAAUAGUAAACGAAAUUUUCUGUUCAUUCAGUUCAAAUACUGUGUACUAGAUUUGAAAUCCUUUUUCGUUAGAAUGCUUAGAAUCGUCAUUGGAACCUAUUCUCACCUCCUGUAUGGUGUAGAUGUUGACCUAGAGAAGAAAGAAUCGAAGCCUUUAUGGUUGUUUGAGGCUCAUGAAAGCGCUCUCACCGCUUUAGCUACGAAUGGACUCCAAUUAGCUUCCACUAGCUCAGAUGAAACUAUCAAAAUUUACGAUCAUAGUCGCAAUAUCCAAAUUGCUGAUUUAGCCAUCCCUACAGAUUUGCCAAAUGCUAUUUCUCGUAGCCUGUGCUUUACAAAGAAACACUUGUUAGCUUGCCACGAUCAUGGUCAAAUCACUAUGUGGUCUAGAGAUUCUUGGUUACUUGUUCAUACUUUGAAGUCUUCCUCCCAAAAAGGCAUUAGUGGAAUUGCAGUUCAUCCUUCUGAAAAGCUUGCUUUCAGCGUUGGAGGAGACAGCAAACUUCGACUUUGGGAUCUUAUUCGUGGUAAAGGUGGAAAGGUGUUGCCUUUGUCAUUUAUCCCUGAAGGGAUUCUAUUUCUCAAUGAUUCCUCUUUUGUUGUCAUGUCUCGACGUGGUUUAGAGGGUUUUAAGCUUGAUCUAAGCUCCUUUUUCAGUCAUAAAUCUACCACACAGCUUAAUUGCCUUUGUUUAUUCCAUUCAAAUUUAAUUGUUGGUUGCGACAACGGUUCCAUAAAGGUUUUUGAUGUGAGCUCCGGGGAUGUAGUAAAGGAAUUUGUUGCUCAUGAAAAAAGAGUAAAAGCUGUUUAUGCUGUAUCUGAUUAUCUCAUUUCUGCCAGCUCUGAUGGCUCUGUACAUAUUUGGGACAAAGAUUUUAAUAAAGUAAUGGAAUUACAAGCUCCAGAAGAGAACAGAAUCACUUGCAUGGUUGCAAUGGAAUCUGCGGUAAAUGCAUCUGUUAAGGAUACUGCCAAAUUUACUGAAGAAUCCAAUGAAAGUGAGUCUGAUUCGGAUAGCAGUGAGUCUUCAGAUGAGUCGACAGAAAAGGCAACCACUUCUGAUCGUACAAAACGUGCGCGAGUCGAGUAGAUGUGAUACUGAAGGAAAAAAUAAAAGAACUUGUCGAAUUAUUAGACAUCUUCUUUUUGGUUUGGGUUUGCGAUAGGUCUUAAGUACUAUAAUAUGAAAGCAAAAAAAUUCUUCUUUUUUACCUCAUACAAAACGUUCUAUGAAACGUAACCAAUACUUUAAAUUUAGUUCUACA